Messenger RNA from Boeremia exigua, 1294 nucleotides. RefSeq lists its product as uncharacterized. The coding region runs from base 227 to 1294 and encodes 355 amino acids. The record is from RefSeq and is a predicted model, not a curated record. NCBI's taxonomy places the organism in Eukaryota, Fungi, Ascomycota, Dothideomycetes, Pleosporales, Didymellaceae. The transcript is spliced from 2 exons.
CAUCAUCAUAAAACAUAAUGUCACGUCUAGUUGAGUCAUUGUUACGGCACCCAGAGACUAUCAAAAGCCCAUUGUUGUUGUGUCUUAGAGUAGAUAAGACACCCUCACAUGUUUAAACAUCGUUCUACACGUCACAAGUCGUGUCGCACCUUUGGAAGAUCUAAGACAUAAUGCCUACAUAUUACAUAGGUAGUUGGGGCCAACUUCGGUCACAUCAUCAGAAAGCAUGAUGGUAAAGAUACUUAGUCAACACGAGUCCACCCCAAUGUCGCCAGAGCGCGUCAGGUAUUUCGAGACAAUCCGAAAGACGCAAGUCCCACGUUACCUAUUCCGCGCGUUCACAUCUCUAAGCGGAGGCGGCCAGCAUCUCGCCAUCAACAAUGAGCAUGAGAUGGUACCUCAUGGACUGAUGGAUGGUAAGAAGCUAGAGUUUUACAGCAGAUCCGAAGCCGAGCUCUCUGUGCUGGCAUUCAGCCAUCUGCGCAGCAGCACCCAACCCCUCACGCUGUGCACAUCUUGGGCUGCUAGCAUGUUCAGUGUGCUAUGCUAUGCUACUUACCUUGCACAAAAACAUGAGGCUUGGAUAGCGGUCAUUGAUACGCACUUGGUUGAAGAAGUACUUGUUUUCAAUGCCGCGCAGCUGGUCGGGGUAGCCGAUCUUGAAUAUCAAGCCUACGGAUGCAUCAAAGGACCAGGCUACAAGGCUGUCCGGCUUGAAGCCAUCCGUGACGCUGGACUCUGCCAUGUGUUUCCGCUGCUGAGCUCCUGGGCUCCGCCUCCCCCUUCGUUGGACCCACAAGCCCUUCUGACGGAAGUAUUUGGUUUUGAAUUUCGGGAUCGCCUGUUCCAUACUCUCCCACGUGUCCCACUGAUGGCAGAUGAAGUGGAAUUUGCAGGGCUUAUCGGCUCGCUAUUCAGCUCGCUUGCACUACCGGUUGGAUUGGCUCUGCUCUGCCUCCGACCGCGUGUCUGGGCAAACGCUGCGUACAAGUGGAACAGUGAGAUUUUGACCGAGCUGCACAAUGCUCUUACGAGAAAUGUCGAUUCCGAUGUCGAUUUAUUACUAUCUCAAAACACAACUUGGCCUCAACCUGGCCUUAUCAUCGUCGGUGGAUGUCAGGAUAUCUACCUUUGGAUCACUCUGUUGCAUAAGAUGACACAACACACGGCUCAACACUCUAGUUCCAAACGUCGUGCUAGUAAGACAGACGUUCCUGAUUCUGAAAUGGAGAUAGAUGGGAAGGAUUGGGCGACGAUCCUACGACCGCGAGUAAAGAAGCCGCGUUUAGAUUGA